AACCCACCCAAACCCCUUCCUUCCCCCCAUUCCCAUUCCCCCCAAAAGCAAUGGAGAUUUGCCAAGCCACCUUGACGAUGAUCGACUCUGAAAUGGCCCCGGGCUCUGAUCAGGUAUAGCACCUGCUUAUGACAGAGAUGAAGACAAGCCUAGUUCUCAAGGGCGCCUUUUUGUUUUUUUGUUUUGUGCAAUCAGCCACAAUGGCAGCUCAGGACGCCUUGUCUGAAUCAUCGCUAGCGUCGUCGCUCUUUCACUUUCUCACUUGUUGUAACAUCCUAAGAUCGCUUAAAUACAGCGGCACAGUCCUCAGGAUGGACUUCAUCUCUAUUUCCUACACACAAUACAUCCUACAGAAUCGUUGACACUUGCAACUCAUCCGCUGUCAUCGCCUCCCUGCUUCUAUACAAGCUUGACUUCAACCACAACUACCUACCACCAUCAACAUACCUACUAUCAUCAAUUUAGUCACCUAUCAAGCUUCUCAUUCAAUCAUGCCUGGUUUCUGGACUUGCUGUACCUGCCUUCACGGCCUUCACCAGAUCGAUAUUCAUACAGAGUGCCUGCAGUGCGGCCACCAACGCUGCCCCAGCUGCCCUGUCGACAACCGCGACGCCGAUAUGUCGUUGCACAGUUGCCACGAGAUGUCGCCGUACCCUUCUACUCCAGCACACUCAGCCUGCGCACACUCGCUAGACGCUCCCAGGCACAGACACGUGCCGUCGAUGAUGGACUGCCGAAACCCGAUCCCUCAGCCACUAUCAGUCUUCGGUGACGUACGGCGUCCCUUCCUGCAGGACCUGGCCGGCCAGCGACUUCCAGAGGAUCGGGCGCAGACGCGGGGGAACCUGUACUUCUGCUGCCAGUGUGGCGAUGGGCCAAAACUGUAUCAGAACCAGCCCCGUUAUCUACGACUACGUUGUGAUGUUGAAGGGUACGAGGUACCCGUGGGUCCCGCAUUUCUGGCAGGCAGAGAACAGACAGACGCCUUGUUGCCUGGCGUAGGAGGGGACUGGAUGGAACUAGGGUUUCGGGUCCUGCCCUCAGCAGCUUCGGUCAUCAGUGUAGGAGUAUACUGUCUCGUCCUCCUGGCGUGA
This is a messenger RNA of Aspergillus uvarum CBS 121591, 1094 nucleotides long. RefSeq lists its product as uncharacterized. Bases 492 to 1094 code for a protein of 200 amino acids. The record is from RefSeq and is a predicted model, not a curated record. NCBI's taxonomy places the organism in Eukaryota, Fungi, Ascomycota, Eurotiomycetes, Eurotiales, Aspergillaceae. The transcript is spliced from 4 exons.